AUGGCAGCUUCAACAACCACCUCCGGCAAUCGGGAGCUCCCUGCGUCUAAGUAUGACCUAAGCACAUACUGGGGUCGUGUCAGGCAGUCUGCAGAGCUAUGCGAUCCAAGGACCCUGUUUGUCUCUGCAGACGGGCUGGAGAAUGCAAAGAAACUCAUCGAGUCGUAUAAGGGCGGCCAGCUACUGUCCAUGACGCCGGAGUUAUGGCAUGCGAAGAAAGUGGUCGACUCUACUCUACACCCUGACACUGGCGAACCCGUCUUCUUCCCCUUUCGCAUGUCAUGUUUCGUCCUCUCCAAUUUGGUUGUCACGGCAGGCAUGCUCACACCAGGCUUGGGUACGACCGGGACACUUCUCUGGCAAAUAACCAAUCAGUCGCUCAACGUUGCGAUCAACAAUGCCAACGCCAACAAAUCUACCCCCCUUUCCACUUCGGCUAUGGUUAAAUCUUACCUCCUUGCUGUCUCGGCGUCAUGCUCCGUUGCUCUGGGACUGAAUGCUGUGGUUCCGCGGCUCAGAAUGGCGGCCAACACGAAGCUGAUACUCGGUCGGCUUGUCCCAUUUGCCGCCGUGGCCACUGCCGGUGCGCUGAAUGUCUUUUUGAUGCGCGGCGAGGAGAUCAGACAGGGCAUCGACGUCUAUCCCGCCGAGCCCAAAGAACAAAAGGACAAAGGUGAGCGGGAAGUGGGUGAGGCGCAGAGCCUUGGGAAGAGUAAGAAGGCAGCCACUCUGGCAGUGAGCGAGACGGCCAUCAGCCGGGUGCUGAACUCGACUCCCAUCAUGGUCCUGCCGCCGUUAAUACUGGUCCGUCUGCAGCAGAUGCGGUGGUUGAAGGCACGACCACGGCUUGUUCUGCCCGUCAACCUGGGUCUGAUUCUGACAACGUCCAUCUUCGCCUUACCUCUCGCGCUGGGUGCCUUUCCACAGCGUCAGGCCGUGCAGGCGUCCUCUCUCGAGGAGGAAUUCUGGGACCGUGGCGGAAGCACCGGGCUCGUUGAAUUCAACCGUGGAAUCUAG
Microsporum canis CBS 113480 is the source of this 1017-nucleotide messenger RNA. RefSeq names its product sideroflexin-5. The record is from RefSeq and is a predicted model, not a curated record. The transcript is spliced from 5 exons. Gene Ontology annotation, cellular component: mitochondrial inner membrane. Gene Ontology annotation, biological process: mitochondrial transmembrane transport; monoatomic ion transport. NCBI's taxonomy places the organism in Eukaryota, Fungi, Ascomycota, Eurotiomycetes, Onygenales, Arthrodermataceae. The coding region runs from base 1 to 1017 and encodes 338 amino acids. Gene Ontology annotation, molecular function: monoatomic ion transmembrane transporter activity.